Molecule: messenger RNA, 933 nt
Organism: Oryzias latipes (Japanese medaka)
Lineage: Eukaryota; Metazoa; Chordata; Actinopteri; Beloniformes; Adrianichthyidae
Product: 3-oxoacyl-[acyl-carrier-protein] reductase FabG
Molecular function (GO): oxidoreductase activity
Source: RefSeq, a predicted model, not a curated record
AACUACAAGCAAGUGUUUGUCGCGUGGGAUGACGUCAUCAACAGGGGACGCAGCCUGUUUUUGCUGAAUCGAUUUUCGCCGAAAUGGCAACGAGCGACGCUUUUCAAGUUUCCUCCCUGAAGGGUAAAGUGGCCCUGAUCACGGGGGCCAGCUCGGGGAUAGGGGCCGGCACCAGCGUCCUGUUCGCUCAGCUGGGAGCCCUGUUGGCGCUUAACGGCCGUGACGUGGAAAACCUCACCAAAGUAGCCCAGAAAUGCACGCUGCAGUGCGGCGGCGCAGAGCCGCUGCUGGUUCCCGGAGACCUGACCGACGAGGAGACGGUGAGGAAGACCGUGGAGCAAACUCUGGCUCACUUUGGCCGGCUGGACGUGCUGGUGAACAGCGCCGGCAUCCUGGCCAUGGGCAGCAUCGAGACGUCAGACCUGGCUCAGUAUGACAAGGUCAUGGACGUCAACGUCAGAUCUGUUUACCACCUGACUCAGCUGUGCGUGCCGCAUCUGGUACAGACCAAAGGCUCCAUCGUCAACGUGUCCAGUGUGAACGGACAGCGGUCUUUUCCUGGUGUGCUGGCCUACUGCAUGUCUAAAUCCGCCAUCGAUCAGUUCACGCGCUGCAUAGCGUUGGAGCUGGCGCCCAAGCAGGUGAGGGUGAACUCUGUCUGCCCUGGUGUGAUCGUCACGGAGGUCCACAAGCGGGCGGGACUGGACGACGAGCAGUACGCCAAGUUUCUGGCUCGCUGUAAGGAGACCCACGCCCUCGGUCGGCCCGGCGAGGUGGAGGAGGUGGCGCAGAGCAUCGCUUUCCUCGCAUCGGAUGCCGCCAGCUUCAUCACUGGGGUCAACCUGCCGAUUGAUGGCGGUCGCCACGCCAUGUGUCCAAGAUGAAACUAAACGUGUGAAAGUUUCUGAUAAAAUACUCGUAAACCUUUCAGUA